Astyanax mexicanus (Mexican tetra) is the source of this 3910-nucleotide messenger RNA. It is a transcript of the gene cyriba, whose product is annotated as family with sequence similarity 49 member Ba. Gene Ontology annotation, molecular function: small GTPase binding. Gene Ontology annotation, biological process: positive regulation of T cell activation; regulation of actin filament polymerization. The coding region runs from base 333 to 1586 and encodes 417 amino acids. The transcript has 10 exons. Lineage: Eukaryota; Metazoa; Chordata; Actinopteri; Characiformes; Acestrorhamphidae. The record is from RefSeq and is a predicted model, not a curated record.
ACUGUUUUCGGCGCGCUGCUGCUGCUGGUGGAGGGAGCUGCGUAUGCUAAUUCUCUUCACUUCCCCUCUCUAAAUCAAUGCCUUUUAUAGUUAGGAGUGUGUGUUUGUGUGUGUGAGAGACUGACACGAGCGGCAGCGCUGCGCUUCUCAUCCGACAACCCGGAAAAUGGAGACACACGGCUGCGCUGCACAAUGAGCCGCUGAGCUGAACCGAGCCGAGCCGAGCCGCCACUGCUGCAGCUGCUGGUGUUUUAUAGCUGGUUUACCGUAGCGACCUGACCUCGCCUGUGGACUCGAUUACCGGCUGUGUUUGGGGUUUCUGAUUGGACGGCAUGGGGAAUCUGAUUAAGGUUCUGACGAGGGAUAUCGACAACAAUGCUGGGAACUUCUUCCUGGACUUUGAGAAUGCUCAGCCCACGGAGGCAGAGAGGCAGCAGUGGGAGCAGGUGAGCGCGGUUCUAGAGGAGGCGAUGAGCAUCCUGCAGGACCUGCAGUCUUACAGUGGAGCAGGAGAAGCCAUCAGACAGGCUAUUCAGCAGCCGAAUGAUGAGAGUGUGCAGGAGAAGGCCUGGUCUUCUGUGGUUCCACUGGUGGGGAAGCUAAAGAAGUUUUACGAGUUCUCUGUGAAGCUGGAGGGCACCCUGCAUGGCCUCCUUGGGUUCCUGACGAGCGCUCGCUGCAGCCCCACGCAGCAUCUGGAGCAGGAGCAGGCUUUGGCACGACAGUUUGCUGAGAUCCUCCACUUCACACUGCGUUUCGACGAGCUCAAGAUGACUAACCCAGCCAUCCAGAACGACUUCAGCUACUAUCGGAGGACUCUGAGCCGCAUGCGGAUCAACAACUUGGCAACGGAGGAGGAGAACGAGGUGAACAACGAACUGGCCAAUCGCAUGUCUCUCUUCUACGCCAAUGCCACGCCCAUGCUGAAAACAUUAAGUGAUGCCACAACGAAGUUUGUAUCAGAUAAUACAGAUUUACCCAUAGAGAACACAACAGACUGCUUGAGUACGAUGGCCAGCGUGUGUAAAGUCAUGUUGGAGACGCCAGAGUACCGUAGCCGUUUUGCCAGUGAAGACACAGUGUUAUUCUGCCUGCGUGUGAUGGUGGGAGUCAUCAUCCUCUAUGACUAUGUUCAUCCUGCUGGAGCUUUUGUCAAGUCCUCAAAAAUUGAUAUGCACACAAACAUAAAAAAUACACUGAUAGCGCCAUACCCUCAUACAUUCAUCUCUACCCAAGAUCUUCCAGUUAGUUCCAAAGAGGGGACCAUACCCGCCAGAAGCUCUUGGACCUCUGGCGGAGGUCAUAAGUCAGUUUCUCAAGAGGAAGGAGAGAUGUCAACUGAGAGAGCCAUAAGGUCAAUGAUGGGGCUUGUUUGGAAGACCAAAGCAGCAAAAUAUAUAUUUUUUUGCUAUAAAACCCAACAGAGUGAGAACUUGUUUCAACUGGGAAUCAAAAAUGUCAUUCAAUGGGCAUUCAGCAAAUACAGUGCGGGGCACAUAGCAAUUUUUACACUUAAAAUGUCCUUAAUAACCAGAUGCACUUCCCUCCAGAAUGAUUUAAUUUUAUUGCAGGUCCAAAAAAAGUGAAUAAAUGUACCUCUCAGUGUCUGACAUUUGAAGCAAAGGUCCGAUCUCUCUGGGUGUAUCGUCUGUAAUCAUACUGGUGUUAAAUAGAUUCUAUGCAUGAACUUAAAAUUAAGUUCAUGCACAUUAAUUAAAGUGCACUUGGGAAACAAGUUCACACAAACAGAGUCCCAUGAAUUCUGAUCCAAGUCCAUUUUCAGAUCUUUCUCCCAAAUAGCCUUUAAGGUUAUUAAAGAAGAUGGGGAUUCGUUAGACAACAUAGUGUAUACCUUUGAAAUCAGACCUUUUGAAUCUAAUUUUUUGUGGUUUUUCCAUCUCUGUCAUCUCGACAGAUAUCUAUAAAUAUCUGAUUUCGAUAGACUAUACCUCUCCAGAAGGCAACAGGAUCCCGUAUGCGUGAUUCCUCGCUUAAACCAUUCAAGGAAUCCUGUGUUAUGCAACUGAGAGGGAAAGACAGUAUGCAUGUUUAAUAGAAAAAAACAGCUAAUAAUUUGGUGCACAAGUUUUUUUAAUUUUAAAAUAAGCACAGGGACAGAUUUCUACAAAUAGAGUCAAAAUAACUUAACUUCCUGUUGUUUCUGUUUGAGUUCAGUUGACAGAAUUCAUUGGACUGAUCAACAGAGAGUGUAAUGAAAAAAGUUUAUGAAGAAAUGUUGCACAGUAUAAAGAUACUAGAAAAGUAUCUCAAUACUCAACAUCCAUUUUAAGUAGUACAGGUACUUCAGAAAUAAACGUGUUAAAAUAAGAGCAGUAAUUCCAAGGAGUGCCACAGGGGGCAGGGGGCAGUGUGCAGGCACAUCGAUUUCUCCCGCUCUCCCUGCUGGCAGAUUCUGCGAGUGAGAAGAGAAAGUCAGACAUGUUUUGCUCCAAAUCGCCCCUUUGUCAUAUUCCAGCUUAAUAACUCAGGAAUGACUCAACAUAUCAGCAUAAAACAUAUAUGGAUAGAAAGGGUCAGAGCUUACUCUUUCGGUGAUUAAUCCAUUGUGGAAUACACUCAGAAAAUUAAGCACCCCUUCAAAGUUUCCUUUAACGUAACUUUCUGUGACUCGUUUCCUGCUUUAUUUCUCAGGUUUCAGUCAAAAACACACUGUGUGAAGUUUAAUCCAGUAUGUCGGGCAACGAUCUCAGUGUUUCCCUGUGGCUUUGUGUGUCAGGUGAUCACUGCAUGGCCACUAUAUGCUUUUAUAAACAAUGUUUUGAAUCAUUGAACCAAGUGUUUCCUCAGACUUGAUGUUUAAAUGUCUUAUUGUCUGUUUUUAGCGAUUGAGUGAAUCAAAAAAACAAAAAAUUGACUCUCAAAGUGUAUUUAGUGUUAUUAUUGAGUGUAUUAACGGAUUCAUCAUCAGUGUUGGGCACGUUACUUUGAAAAAGUAGUUAGUUAUAGUUAAAAGUUACUUCUCCAAAACAGUUACUGAGUUACUUCACUAUAAAAGUAACUAUUUACCAGUAAAAGUAACUAUUGCAUUACUUUUGUGUUACUCACCCCCAUAAAUUAGUAACGUGUAGUAACCGGGUGUCGGAAAUGGUAACAGUGUUAUAGUGACAGUCAGAGUAAUUAGUUAGAUUACUGCUUACUGAAAAAAGUAACGGCGUAAGUGACUCAACAAAACACAUACUUUUAGUUCCAUCUUCUAUCUAUACAAUCUUCUAUUAUUUCAUAAAUUUCUGAUGUUUUAGGUUUUUGCCAUGGUAUCGUUUAGUAUUAGUUUUGAGAUAUUUAGGCAGAUGUCGCAUCAAAAGUCAUAAUUUUAUAAUAACAGAAUUACGACACCAAUAUUAAGGAUUUUAGUGCAGAUCUGAGAAAGAUGAGAACAGAUUUACACAGUUCAGAACUGUCUUCUGAGCCAUUACUAAACCAGAUUUCAUGAUUUAACCACAAGUACUUAAAAGGUUGUAGAAGAUUCUAGCGGUCACCUUUAGCUGUGCAGAAAAUGGUUUGGAUGGUCAUAAACAAUUCAAGUUUACUACAGUUUACAGUUGACCACAUGGACAGAAAAAAUGUUUACAUAACGAUAAAUGAUAGAGUACCAAUUUUAAAUUAGUAAUAGUGGGACAUUUAAUCCUAGAAACACUGCACCAACUGUUAAGCAUGGUGGUGGUAGAAUCAUGCCAUGGAUUAUUAGCUAAGCUGUAUGUACAGUAUAAUGAAAUAAGAUUUCAGAAAAUCUCCUAAAAAAGAGAGAUCCCACUCAUUCCCAGAAAAAGACUAGUUCAGAGAAAUCACAGUGCCAUCAGAGUAUUCAUGCUUGUGAUGAGCAGAUGUAAACUUCAUACCACAACUAUAUGAAUAUCAUAAAACUAAUGUCUCACCAUUAAAACUCUUUAUU